Molecule: messenger RNA, 260 nt
Organism: Bradysia coprophila
Lineage: Eukaryota; Metazoa; Arthropoda; Insecta; Diptera; Sciaridae
Gene: sloth2
Product: ubiquinol-cytochrome c reductase complex assembly factor 6 sloth 2
Biological process (GO): mitochondrial respiratory chain complex III assembly
Cellular component (GO): mitochondrion
Source: RefSeq, a predicted model, not a curated record
UCACAGUAAAAAAUUCGAUUCGGUUUGUAAUUGAAAAUGCCGGCUGGAGUUUCGUGGUCACAGUACAUCAAAUUCUCCAUAGCAGCCUUUUUAGCGAUGUCAGCUGGCUCGCAGACGGUUCAUAUUUAUUACAAGCCAUUGAAUGACUUGAAUGUUUAUGUUGAAAAGGAAUUGGAGGCACACAGUAAGAGUUAAUCGGAACGGAUGUUAGAAAUUUCAUGAACAUGGAAACCGGUCGUAAUAAAACGUUAGAUGAAGGU